Sungouiella intermedia is the source of this 1761-nucleotide messenger RNA. The record is from the annotation of a GenBank genome assembly. NCBI's taxonomy places the organism in Eukaryota, Fungi, Ascomycota, Pichiomycetes, Serinales, Metschnikowiaceae.
AUGGCACAGCUGAGCCCUUCUCAGGCCAUUGGAGCCUCUAUUCCCAAUAAUACCGCCCAUGCGAUUUCCGUAACCUUACCUACUUGGGAAGCCACGGUGGGGUACGAAGAAGGUGAAGAUUGGGUGGUUAGUAAAAUGAAAUCUGGAUACCCCAGAUUCUUCAUCCAUGGUAUCAUCAAAGAAUUGGAGACCAAGAUCGAGGAAAAGUACUCGCGGAACGGCGAGCGGUGCAUGAUUUUCCCCUCGUACAAUGCUGCUAAGAGGUGUAGAGAGUUCAUCAAAGCCAAAUCAGAAAACCCUCAGUUGGCCAGAAGAGUUUUGCAGUUGAGCACACCUCCUCCAGCUACAGACUUCGAAAAGUCAUCAAGAAUCGAGCUGACUGUUGGAAUCGUGUUUUUCCCUGCAAAUGAGUUCCCGUUGGCUAAGCAGUACUGGCAACAUUCUGGAGAAGGUAUUUCGUCCCGAAUGGCAGAGUAUGUUUUGAAGGAGUUGUUUGAGGUGAAAGACCAGAGCCGGUUGCUUGGACGCAGUAAGCAGGAGCUCCAAGCCCAGUCCAUUCAGAGAAAAUCCCCAUCAAUAUCUGCUUCCAUGAGAGCAAGUUCUAUGUCGCACAACGAAGAGGUGGAUAGAGAUUUCAACACCUUCAUUGAGCAAAAAUAUGGUCGUGUUUUGGACUUAAAGUUUGCAGAGGAGGCCAAGGUGGCCUUGCGUAGACGGAUCAGUGGAGAAGCUGAGAAGAGUGAGAAGGUUACGGGGAAUUCUGAGGACUCCAAGAGAGGCAUUGUGCUCAGAGAGUCCGAGGUUUACUUAUAUCCUACGGGAAUGGCAUCCAUUUUCCAUGCGCAUCAAGCACUUCUCGGGACAGUGGAGAAUCCGUUAAAGUCCGUUUGUUUUGGCUUCCCCUAUGUUGAUACGUUGAACAUCCUUAGAAAGUUUGGUCCGGGGUGCGUCUUCUACGGAUUUGGAGACGAUGAGUCGCUCGAUCAAAUGGAGAAGGCGUUGGAAAGCGGAGAAAUCGAGAUCAUGGGCUUAUUCUGCGAGUGUCCAUCCAAUCCAUUGUUGAAGACUCCUAACUUGAAGAGAAUCAGAGAAUUGGCUAACAAGCACAAGUUCGCCGUGGUCGUGGACGAGACAGUCGGAAAUCUCUUGAACAUCUCGGUGAUGCAAUACGCAGACAUGGUUGUCUCGUCUUUGACAAAGGUGUUUUCUGGAGACUCCAAUGUGAUGGGUGGAUCGUUGAUUUUGAACCCAUUGACCCCCAUGUACACACUGUUGAAGAAAUAUUUUGACGAAAAUUAUGAGGAUACCUACUGGGCUGAGGAUGCGUUGUACCUUGAGAGAAACUCCAGAGACUUUGUGGACCGCUCCAAAAGAAUUAACGAGAACGCCAUCAAAGUUGUGGAUUUGUUGGUUUCUAGUCCUCUCAUCUCGGAGGUGUAUUACCCUAGUCUCGUGGAGAGCAAGAAGUACUAUGAUGCAGUUAAGACUCCGGACGGAGGCUACGGAGGGUUGAUUUCAUUCUUGCUCAAGAAACCACAGGAUGCCAUCACCUUCUUCAAUGCCAUUAACUUGCAUAAGGGCCCUUCAUUGGGAACAAACUUCACUUUGGCAUGUCCAUACACCAUUCUUGCCCACUAUCAGGAAUUAGAUGAGGUGGAGAAGUGGGGAGUAGACAGAAACUUGAUUAGAAUCAGUGUGGGUCUUGAAGACCUGGACGAAUUGCUUGAAGUUUUGCAGAGCAGCCUUGAUGCCUGCAAAUGA